Molecule: messenger RNA, 2409 nt
Organism: Tupaia belangeri chinensis (Chinese tree shrew)
Lineage: Eukaryota; Metazoa; Chordata; Mammalia; Scandentia; Tupaiidae
Gene: SH3BP5
Product: SH3 domain binding protein 5
Biological process (GO): intracellular signal transduction
Cellular component (GO): cytoplasm
Molecular function (GO): protein kinase inhibitor activity
Source: RefSeq, a predicted model, not a curated record
GGAGAACUGGAGAAGUUAAAUCAGUCAACCGAUGAUAUCAACAGACGGGAGACGGAGCUUGAGGAUGCCCGUCAGAGGUUCCGCUCUGUGCUGGUGGAGGCAACGGUCAAGCUGGACGAGCUGGUGAAGAGAAUCGGCAAAGCCGUGGACGACUCGAAGCCGUACUGGGAGGCCCGCAGGGUGGCGAGGCAGGCUCAGCUGGAGGCCCAGAAGGCCACGCAGGACUUCCAGAGGGCCACGGAGGUGCUCCGUGCGGCCAAGGAGACCAUCUCCCUGGCUGAGCAGCGGCUGCUGGAGGACGACAAGCGGCAGUUCGACUCGGCGUGGCAGGAGAUGCUGAACCACGCCACCCAGAGGGUCAUGGAGGCGGAGCAGACGAAGACCAGAAGCGAGCUGGUGCACAAGGAGACGGCAGCCCGGUACAACGCCGCCAUGGGCCGCAUGCGGCAGCUGGAGAGGAAGCUCCGGAGGGCCAUCAACAAGUCCAAGCCUUACUUUGAACUCAAGGCCAAGUACUACGUGCAGCUCGAGCAACUGAAGAAGACGGUGGACGACUUGCAGGCCAGGCUGACCCUGGCCAAGGGCGAGUACAGGACGGCCCUGAAGAACCUGGAGACGAUCUCGGACGAGAUCCACGAGCGGCGCCGCUCCAGCGCCAUGGGGCCACGGGGCCGUGGGGUUGGGGCCGAGGGCAGCACGUCUGCGGAGGGCCUGUCGGGGGGCAAGCCGGAGCCCGACGCCAUUUCCGUGGCCUCGGAAGCCUUUGAAGAUGACAACUGUGGCAACUUUGUGUCUGAAGAUGACUCAGAAACCCAGUCUGUCUCCAGCUUCAGUUCAGGCCCGACCAGCCCGUCGGAGAUGCCCGACCAGCUCCCUGUGGUCACGAGGCCUGGCAGCCUGGACCUGCCCAGCCCUGUGUCCCUGUCGGAGUUCGGGAUCCCAUUCCCGGUGCUGGGCCCACGGAGCGAAUGCAGUGGGGCCUCGUCCCCAGAGUGCGAGGUGGAGCGAGGAGACAGGGCAGAAGGGGCAGAGAAUAAAACGAGUGACAAAGCCAAUAGCCGGGGUCCCGGCGGCGGCGGGGGUAAGAGCCACAGCAGCAACCCCCCGGAAGGCCAGGCCUUGGAGAGCCGGAUGAAGCAGCUGUCCCUCCAGUGCUCCAAGGGCAGAGAUGGGAGUAUCGCCGACAUAAAACUGGUCCAGAUCGGCUGACCACCCAGGGCUGGCCCGUGCACGUUAACAUCUACCCGCCAGACUGGACAGCACUGUGCCCGUAGCCCCGAGCACAGCCAGACCCAAGCGUUCGCUCUAAACUGCACGAACGGAGCUCGUGACCUCGAGGGCUGAGGACUUCUCUGGCAGAGCUCUUCGGGCUGGUUUUUUGGGGGCGGAGGAGCUGCUGCAGGUAGCCGUGCCCAGGUCACGGCCUGCGGGAGCCUCCCUGGACGGCACGGUCAGCAGUUUCGGGCAGUGUGGGCCGGGCCGGGGCGGGGCAAGGCUCAGCCCUGCGGGGCAGGACCUCGCUGCCCGUUCCCUGUCCUUGUCCUCACUCUGGGAGAAACGGGAGAUGUUCUCUCCAAUAAUGGAAUAAUUUAAGUCCCAGGGUACUCAAAUGAAAAACAAACCAAACCUACACACAGAUCAAAAAUGCAAGUAUUCAGAGCACACCGUAUCGACCCACUGAAGGCUCCAGAAAAAAAAAAAUCCAAGAAUAACUGACCACCACCACCUUCGGGUUCAGAGGGGCCUUUAUGAAGUGUGUGCUGAACCCCCUUAGGUCGCGUUCUCGGAAGGGCUCCAUCAACUGCACUUUCUGGGGUGGGACAGGUGAAUGCCAGUGUAGGGAUGGGGGGGUGGAGGGUAGCUGGGAUGGAAUGUAGGGGGUCGGUGGCUGUGGGGGAGGGUUCUGGGAGGGAAUGAGGGAAACCUAACCCUGCCAGCCAAGGGGGACUACUCUAGAAGUGCAUGCGAAGAUUGGUUACCAUUGCUGUUAGAUUGACAAGGUGUUAAUUUCGUAGGCUCUAACUUUAAAAACCAGUGAACUGAUUUAAGGCUUAUGCUGCCCUGGCAUCCUGUGAAACCCGCCCUUAGUGAGGAAGGGGAGGCGUCUUGGCCAAGGCCCAUAAACAGAUGCCCGGGGUCUGCCAAGCUGGUAGCUGUCCCUCUGGACGGCGUUUCUUCAGUGUGUCCAUGGUUCUGCAUAUUUAGAGAACUCUAUUUUAUGUGUCCUGUUUUGUUAAGAACGAACGAACGAACCCUCUCAUGCCGCUAAGUGUCACGGCCUGCACGCUGUCGUCGUCUGGCCCUCUUCACACCGGGGUCUGUCUCCUUUGACGGACGGACUCGUGCCCUGAUUACGAGGUUAUUUUGUACUUGUCUUAAUACCUGACUGUAAUAAACGGCUUAAGAAGA